Molecule: messenger RNA, 4509 nt
Organism: Ceraceosorus bombacis
Lineage: Eukaryota; Fungi; Basidiomycota; Exobasidiomycetes; Ceraceosorales; Ceraceosoraceae
Source: the annotation of a GenBank genome assembly
AUGACAGAUGGGCCUCAGAGGGAGCAUAUAGGCGGAAUGCAAAAUUUGGGCAGCGAUUUGAGCUACAGCUACGAAACGUCAUCACCUGGCAGUCCGUCUGAAGGCUUGCUCUCCCUUUCCGCCCGUCUACCACCACCACCACCACGCCCGCCCAGCGUUGCCAGUCAGACACAAUCGCGUCGGUCCAGUAGAGCUAGUGCGAGCACCUAUGCUGCCAGCCGAUACUCGGACCCUCAUGAUGGCGAAUGGCCUCCAGAGCUUCCUCCUCUCUCUUUGGCGACCGAGCUAGCUUCGGUAGCAGCUCACGAAGGUGCCGUAAAUGACUGGCCGACCUCUGCCAGUCCCACUCCUACGAAUGGCGCUUUUGCGACGUCGAGCCCUACAAGUAGCGCACGUGCAUCAAGGAGGAGGAGCAGCGGCGGGGCAAAGAGGCGAAGUAGCAGGACAAGCAUGAACAUGGACAGUGCAGGUCCCACCAUCAUGAUUCGCGCUGCAACCGGCACCUCGACGCUACCUCUUUCACCCAAUCCCUCGUCAGAGCACGGAAGUGCUUCCGCCUUUGGCUGGGAGCAUGACCGCCGUGGAAGCAGAGGCGGAGCUGGCGUGGGGUCGGCGAUGGGCAAUAGGGCAGGUGCUUCACAUCAACCGCAACCACUCGCGAUGCCUAGCGGACAGCAUCUUAUCAAGACCAACGCGCCCAAUCCCAACCGCAUGGCCGCUCGGGAAAAGCUUGCCAAGUGGGGCUUGCUGCCCUUUGUUGUGUUCGCGCUGGAGGUAUACAGGACGUUGAAAGCGCUCAGCAGAGAGGUCUUUGUUCCGCUGUUAUCGGCUGGCAUCGUGAGUUCUGUGCUCUAGCGCACGGGUUUUCUGCUUUGACGCCCUCGGCUGAUCUUAUUGUGGGUCCACGUGGAACCAGCAUCUCAUUCUGGGCGCUGUAGCGCUUGUGCCGAAUCAGAACCCCAGCCAGUCAUUGCGUUCUUCAGGAUUAAGUCCAGGCAAGGCGGCGCAGAAGGCUGCCCAGGAUACAGCUCCAAGCUCUGAGACAUGGAAGCACACCCUCGCCACGUCCUUCCUGCUCUCUCGGCAGCUCGCGAUUUCCGCAUAUCCCGACACACAUCCAACCAAGCAGACAGCCUCUCCGAGCGCGCUUGCGAAGCUCGUACCCAAGACGCAGCGAUGGCGCAGACCGCUACUGGUGCCUAGACGUACAUCGGCUUUGCCUGCGCUUAGCAAGGCCGGUCGAAUGAUCAGGACCGGAACCACUGUUGGAGUCUUGGCGCUGCUGGUGAUGCUCUCUUGGCGCUCGUGGCUACGCUUCACCUCUGCGGCGAUCUGUUGCGCGUGGGCAAGUGUGUUGUUCGUUGGCACGGACGAGCAACCUUCGCUGCGCUUUGAAGUGCUCUUCAGAGCCCCGGAGCUGUGGCACUCGCUGCGUGAUUGGGAUGCUUCGAACGCGGAGCAGAAUGCGGGAUUUACCAGCCAGCAUGCCGACGACUUUGUGCAGGCUGCGUACAAUUUCGAUCGGAGCAUUAAUCGGGCACUCAGCGCGGUGCAGGAGGUCGAGUUGGUGGCGAGGGGAUACAAGCUGUGAGUGUCGGAUGAGCGACUGUACGCAAAUUGUGAUCUUUGUUUUCUGAAGAGUGGUCGCUGAUACCUUUUGGCCACGCUGUACGUGAUCGUAGCGCCCAUCCUCUGCCUCCCAUCACGCGUCUGGAAGCGCGCGACUCUGUUGGGACCGGAACGCCUCGCUCAAACCGCUUGUCAAGCCUAGCGCUCCUGUCUAGCUCCUCUUCCACGGGGAACAAUCUGUCGCGCACCGGCUCUUUGCGCAAGGGACAAGAGUCGUCAGGUGCUCCGCAGAAUCUUCGUCUCUCGCGUUUACGUCAAGACGUGGCGACGGCGCUUGAUAACGUCUGGCGAGCAUGCAUGCAGACGUCCAGCGAACUGUCGCCUUUGGUUGACCAGCAGGAGCUAGCUGUUCUCCGUCACAUGUACUCCUUGAAUGAGGGGUCUGAAGAUGGCCUGGACGUCUCUUCCAACAAUUUAGCAUCCUCAUUCGAUUCUCCGUUUGGACGUACGCACAGCAUCGACGUGCACGCUGCAAACGCAGAUGGCAGAUCGCCCCAAAUGUCGGCGCACUCUGCUCCGGCGGGAUCGCGAUCACGCCCACUGUCCCUCAGCAUGACUUCACCGAUCCGAAGCUCAGCGAGAAACUCGAUCCUAGACCCUUCCAUAUUCAGCACGCUGAAUACACCCGCAUCUGCUUCAGCAUCUACAUCGACAUUUGAGGAAACAUCCUCACAAGGCCCUAGUGUAACGCCCACUGGCCACAAGAGGCUGUCCCUUCUGUCUGAUGGAGGCACGUCAAGCCUUGGGCGCCAAUCGAGUCUGCGGCGCGGUCUACCACGUUCGCGUGGCUCAGACACUGAUCACUCCGCCACAUCUCCAGUGACUGGCAGGCCCACUUCGAGACUGGCGUACGUUAGCGAGAAAGGCGACGAUGAUGUGCCAAGCGCCGGAGAGACUGCAGCUUUCAAGCGUCUGAGCUACAAUAGUACGACAUCAGCGUCGACGUCGACUUCACCUUCCUUGGGAGUUCCAAAUAGUACCGAAUCGGGUGCGCCUGGCCACUCUGCUCCCCCUGUCAGUCAGUCGGCGAGCUGGACACCGGCAACAGGCAGUCGGCCGACGAGCACUACGCUCACCACCACGAGCAACGGCGAAAGCCCCUUGAAGCGCGCAGGCUCUCCUGAACCAGGACGUGUCUCUGUCCACAAUCCUCCCGAUUCUCGCAGGCUAUCGGGCAAUCAAUGGGCGAAUAUGUCGGGCUUCUCUCACCUGAGCAGUGCAGCUAGUGCACAACAUCAAGGUCCAUCCUCCAAUCUACACUUGGCUGAAUUGAAGGGCGCCUUCGAGCACAUGCAUUGCACUCGAAAGUUGACUAUCUCACACCUUCUUUCACUACGCAGCGGCGCCGAACCGGGCCACGCUCGCUCAAAGCACGUCGGCGACAGCUUGGACGCCCAAGCGCAAGACCCUUGGUCUCUCGCUGAACCGAUUGUAGGUCGACUGUGCGCUGAGAUGCAAUUCCAACAGGAGCGCAUUGAUCUCGCCGUCCGCGAUGCCAUGAUCGGCUCGACGACCCCGAAUUCCAGAGGAGGAUCAAGAGGUCAGACUGAAGGAACAGCGCAAUCCAGUGGAGAUCACACUGGUUUCGAGGACCGCAGUAAUGCUUUCGGGCUCUUGCUACGCACGCUGCAGGUCAAGCUCAGAGCGGCUGCAGGCGAGGUUGAAGUUGGCGCUCCAAUGCAGUUGCAUGGCGUGGAAUCUGCAUCCAGCGACGAGAUUACGCAAUCGCCUCUCUCGGGCAUGCAGAACGCCAGUCUCACCCAGGUGGAAGCUGCGACCAGGCUUUUUGAUGGCAUGAGAGAUGAUCUUCUCGCGCUCUCAGCAGAGUGGGAGUCUGGUCUAAAGAUCUUGCGAGCGGAGCAACGACGCAGGCAACAGAUCAGCAGCGAAGAGGCAAGCCAGGAGAACAAAGCGCCCACGGAAGCUUCUGCAGCGCAGUCAACCAGCUCCAAGCUGGACUCUCCGCAAGAGGCAGACGAAGAUGAGUUGGAAACUGAUUUAAUGGCACAAGCACGGAGAUACGCCGAGUGGGCCGCUCGGAGGGCCAAUGAACCUCUUCAGACUGCUGGUGCAGCCUUUCAAGAUGGUUUCCCGUCCAUUGAAUCUGCGCGCAGCGCACAACGGUCCUCUGAGGAAGACGAUGUUGCCCAUAUGCUUGCCACAGCUGGUCCAGAAGGCCUUCCGAGGCCUGGUCCUCACAGCGUGUACGAGGGAGACAUUCACUCUGCAUUAGACGGCCGGAACCCUCGUGGAGGCUUAGAAGAGGGUGUCAGCAGGGCUGAGCGCAUCGAGAGAAUUAGGGCGCAGCGUGAAGCUCGCAAGAACACUAACGGCGACUUUCGGAUGAGCAGGUCUGGCCCCACUGGCAAGGGAAGCUUUGACGAAAUUGUUGCUGUUGAUCAUAUGCCCGAGCUCAAGCAAAUGCUGAUGGCUCGCGAAGCGGAAGUCAGGGGUCCUCAAGGCUCCUUACAGUCACCUGGAACAGGCCGUCUCAUGGACUCGCUAGGCUCCCCAUUGGAUCUUGAGCGCACAUCGCCUGCACAGACUGGUAAAUUUCAGUCCUUUUCGGCUGCGGCUGACGGAGAUCAUCUCGUGCAGAGAAAGGCAUGGUCUCCCGCAGCUGGCAGCAGCCAAAGUUCGACCUCACCUUCUAAUCCCCAACAAGGCUUCAGGCAUACUCCCUCUUCGGAAGCCCGUGCAGCGGCAGCGCAGACUGCAGCGGCGGCACUUGCUAGGAGAAGGUCUGCAGACCUGAUAACUCAAUUAUCUGGCGUGCAAGAUCCGGUCUCGCAACCUGCUGCGCAUCCCUCUGGCCAUGUCGCCCCUCACGUAAACGGCGCUUCUCACGACGAAGUGGUAGCUGGUGGCAUGGCGUACUGA